Molecule: messenger RNA, 1962 nt
Organism: Prorocentrum cordatum
Lineage: Eukaryota; Dinophyceae; Prorocentrales; Prorocentraceae
Source: the annotation of a GenBank genome assembly
AUGACAGAGGUGGACGAGGCAAUCCUGGAGAGACUGGAGGCGGCGACCACCGAGGACAGCGAGGCAAGAGCAGAGGAAGGAUGCGCGCCGCUCUUCCUCAGGAGCUGGGACUUUAAGACGGCCUUUGACCGUGUGCACCCUGAGCUAGUGCGACGGGUCUGGAGCGAGCUUGGGGUCCCCGAAAGAGUGACGGAGCCAAUUGUGCGAGUUUGGAAGGCACAGCAACGCUGCUUCGAGGUGGGCUCGCUCGUCGCCCCGCAACUCGUGGCCGCGCCGGGGUCGCUGCCGCAAGGAGAUCCGCUGAGCAUGCUGGCCAUGGCGACAGUGCUGAUGCCCGUUUUGUACAAGAUCGCGGAGCAGGUGCCCAGGGCUGCGCUGUGCACAUUCGCGGAUGACAGGACGGCCGCGGCGCGGUCACAGGAGGAGAUCGACAGCAUCGAGAGCAUCUGGAGGGAUCUGGAGCGCGUGACAGCACUCAGGACGAACGACGCCAAAACGCAGAACUUGGUGUUCGAUGCAACCACGCGCCUGCCGAAUGCAUCGGUCAAGGUGCUUGGGGUCCGCCUGGAUGCAGGAGUGGAGCGACGCUGUGCCACCACGCCUGAGGAUGAGGCGCGGGCAGAGGAGUGUAAGCGCAGGGCCGCGCGAGUUCGAGCACUUCCAUUGCAGGUGCACGAAAAGCGCAUCGUAGCAUGCGGCGCCAUACUCCCCAAAUAUCUCUGGAGUCGCGUGCGGCGUAUUCCACCGCAGAAGGAAAGGGAUAGCAUCCAGAAGUCCCUCACAGACAGCGUGUGCAAGAACCAGUAUCCCAACGGCAGCGUGUACCUGAAGAGGCUGCUCAUUGCUGGGCACAACCUGGAUGUGUCAUACUGGCAGGCGCGGCGAUUGUGGCAGUUCGUAGCCAAGAGGUCCCGCAGACAAGGGAUCGCAGCGCUGCGGGGGCAAGUAGUGCGCACCCACAGGCUCAAGGCAGCAGGGCGCAAUGUCCCUGGGACCAUCUCGGCGCUCCUGGACAUCCUGAAGGAGCUGGGUGCUAGUUUCGAGGACGGAGAGAGUGGCGCCAUGUGGGUGGCGCCAGGAGUGCGGCUAGAGCUGUCCUGUGGGCCCAAGGCAGCAGCGCACCACUUCCGGGAGCUGUGGCGCAGGAAAAUGUGGCAGAGCUACGUCGACACGUCGACGCGCAGGGAUGCAGCGGAGGCCCGGAGAGAGCGCGUGCCGUACGACUCCUACGCGAUGCGCGCUGCCGGGAACCUCCUGCGCAGCUCCACAGCUGAGGACAGAGCCUUGCGGCCGCACAUGCUGGCCGUGCUUACCGGCAGCGUCUGGAGCGACGCCCGGUAUGCAAAGAUCGCAAAGCGAGAAGAACCUGGUCCCUGCGACAGGUGCAGCACAGGCGCUGUGGCAGAUCAGGAGCACCAGAAUUGGGUGUGCCCGGCGUUCAGCCGAGAGCGAGGGGCGGCGAGGGCGCCGUGGACGCGCUUCAGCCGAGUCAUGGGCUGGCCGAGCCAACCACUCGAGGACAAGGCUGCGCGGCUCCGCUGGGAUGACCGCAUCAGGGCCAUGGCCAGGAUCCGACGGCGCGUGCUGGCCGAGCGGUACGAGGCCCCGCAGCGGACCAGAGAAGAGGAGGAGUCAGAUGUGGAGGCAGCAGAGGUGGAGGAGGCCGCAGAGGAGCAGCUGGAGGCGCCAAGGGAGGAGGAGGCCCAGCGCCAGCAGCGCGGGCCAGAGGCUGCAGCAGGCCCCCUCCCAGACAGCGGCGAGGCAGAGGAGAGAACGCGCAAACGACGCCGCAGCGGCGCCGAGAAGGGACGGAAGUUGAGGAGGAGGAGGAGGAGGGCGGGAGCAGACACAGAGGAGGAGGAGGCAGAGGAGGCGGAGGAAGCGGAGGAGGAGGAGGCGGACUCGUUGGUGGUGCCGGAGGGGAUCCUCGCCGCCGGCCCCGCGGAGAAGGCACCUGAUUGA